AUGGAGAUCAGCCUGGCAAGAGACAUUAUGGCUUUCUGUUUGAGCCAAACACAGGAGCGUGCAGCUGAAGAGCUCCAAAGGCGGCGGCGUGGUGAGCGCUGUGCAGAGCUGCUCGACCAGGUGUUGCGACGGCAGCAGGUCGCUCACGAAGUUGGGCGCUUCGCCGGGCUCGAGAUGUCCAGUCGGCUUUGUGCCUUAUCGCGGUUUCACGGGGCCAACUUGCGCAGCUCGCUCGCGCUGCUGCGUCAGGAUGCCCGGCCUGAGCUCUACGUUUUCGGUGGCCAAACUAGCCGUCAAACUCUUGCCUCGGUCGAGCGCUUCGACUGGGACUCCAGCACCUGGGAAUCCCUGCCGCCCAUGCCCACAGCGAGGAGCUUCUGCUGCGCCGCAGCCCUGGGCGGCAAACUCUUCGUCUUCGGUGGCGAGAGAGACCAACGUGCAGCUUUCGCGGCUGCCGAGUGCUUCGACCCCGUCAGUGGCGACUGGGAGCGGCUGCCACCUCUUCCAACGCCUAGGGCCGGGUGCUGCGCCGCUGCGGCGGCCAAGCGGCUCAUGGUUUGCGGCGGCCUUGUCAUGGCCUGGCAAGUCUUGGACGUGGCUGAGGGCUACGAUCCCGAUAGCCGAAAAUGGCAGAGGUAUCCACCGAUGCCGACUCCUCGAUGCGGGUGUGCUGCUGCCGGCUUUGCCGACCGGGUACUUGUUUGCGGUGGCCAGCUUGCAGAUGGGACGGUCUUGGACAAGGUCGAGAUGCUGUCGGUGCCCACAGAGAGCUGGGAGUGCCUGGCAGCACUGCCAUCUGCAAGGAGCGGCUGCAGUGCGGCAGUGGUUGCAGGAACCUUGCUUGUAGUUGGUGGACUCGGCGGGAGCGGGCUCACAAUCCCAGUUGUGGACCGCUUCGACUGUGAGGCCAGGGAGUGGACCUCGCCUCUCUCCGUCACGCUUGCCCGGGCUGGUGCUGCCCUUUGCGUCGUUGGGCACACCAUCCAUUUGCUCGGAGGCUUCGAUGGCAACCGACAAGAUUGCGACCACCACGAUGCCCUGGAUCUGCGAACAAGCACCGUUUGUGCACUUCGGCCGCUGCCGGCCCCGAGGAGCCCGAAUGAGGUUGUGCUGCGGCGCUGCCGUGGCCCGUUAGUGGAGAAAAGUUCAAUCGGCUUCGAACAUCGUGCAACCUUCUCUUGUGGCCAGGACAACCUCUUCGGCGAUUGGGCCUGCAUGAGGACUGUGAUCCGCGAAGGCGAAGGUUGGGGCUGCCUCAUGGAGGACUGCGAGGUGGAGAUUUCCAUCCGGGCAGAGGCAGAGGAUGGACGAACGCUUGAAGAGCUGCGGCAGGUGCCGUACAAUCUCGGCUCGGGAAAGCUUGGCGACCUCAGCCGUGUAGCCGAUCGUGCCCUGCGCGAUAUGAAGCGUGGGCCUGAGACAGCCCAAAGCACGUUGCCGGCAGGGCCAAGUGGAAUGAAUCAAAGUAGAGACUCCGAGUACUUAGAGGCUGCGACGACAGGAACCGGAAAGGAGACGGUGCAGGACUCCCAACGCUUCGAGGGCUUGAAAGGGGAGACGUUGUCGAAGCAGAAGUUUCCGUACGCAGUUCGUGCUACUCAGGACACGGCACAAGACCGGAAGCAGCGAAAGCUUGAUGGCUUCUUCAGGUCGCACUCGGCACCUGCCUUGGCCGCCAGCGUGGCGUCACCGCUGCGCUCAAAGUCGGCACCCGUGCUCGGGCAGGAGCUGAGAGAUGCGACGUCUUUGCGUUUGAAAGGCACAAGCCGCAUGGACAUUCGUGGUCGAUCGAAAAACGAGGUGGUCAACGUUGACGAUUCCGAUGAAGAGACCCAACGCAAGCCAGGCGCCAAAUCAAAGUCGUGGCCUCGUGUCCUUCGCAUCUCGGCCGGCCGCGUGGCUGCAGCCGCCGGCCUCCAUCGCCAUGCCGACCCGGGCGAAGUCUUCAUAGAGCUGCUGUACCAGGAUUUGCCUGACAUGCUUCUCGCAGACGCUGCGGACGCCAGUGUUGAGAUUGUCUCGCCACAAGCGGAGCGCGCGCGUCUCCUCGCGAAGAGUGGCGAGGCAGAAGCCCUCGAGGCGGCUUUGUGCGAGGCCUUCCAGGCACCCAAGGUCGAGGCGGCACAGGCCGCCCGCGAGGCCAUCGCGAAAGCAGUGGAGGCCGCGGAGCACAAGCAAAGUUUGACUGCGGAAGAGGCUCGGGACCUUCGCCAAACAUUGGAGUUGGAAGUCAACUUGGAUUUUGGGGCACGGCACGAAGACGCUGCCAUCGAGGUCUACCAGGAGCGCGUGGGCAGCCAGGUGUACGGGCAGCAGCAUCGAGUUUGUUUGCCUUUGCCGGCCGACGGUGCCACACACGCGCUUUGUCAAGCAUUUCCUGCCCCCCAUGAAGGCACUCGUCCACGUGAAGACAUCAAGACCAAUGCUGUCGGACAAGAAAGCAAGCCACCGUCAGAUGUACGUGAAGUCCCUGUGCACCGGCCGUUCUUCCUCCUCACCGGCUUCGUGGACGGCCUUGUGGACGUUCAACGGCAGAGCCCCGCCCCAGCGAAUCUCUCAACUGGCGGAGGACAUCGCAUGACCACACCAGCAUCUACAGCCGAUGCUCCGAACAAGGAGACGUUGGUUGUGGAAGUGAAACAUCGCAUGGGUCGGAUCAAGGACCCUCCGGAAAUCUACGAUGUUGUGCAGCUGUGUACCUACUGCCGCGCCCUGGGCUGCGUUCGAGGAGACUUGGUACAGUGUUUGCGGUCCAAGGCUGGUGGCCAAAGCAAUGUACUGCACGUCACGCGCAUCGACUUCUCAGAAGGCAGCCCUGAUCGCAAGGGCUGGGAUGAACAGAUUUUGCCGAAGCUUUAUGAUCUGGCUGCCGCAAUCUAUGCAGCACGUGAAGAUAGAGCUUUUCGUCUUCGUCUAUUGGCUGCAGAACCAGAAGUUCGACGCCAGAUUGUUGCGGAGGCUUGUCCGCACAUGGACUAUUGA
This is a messenger RNA of Symbiodinium sp. CCMP2456, 2982 nucleotides long. NCBI's taxonomy places the organism in Eukaryota, Dinophyceae, Suessiales, Symbiodiniaceae. The record is from the annotation of a GenBank genome assembly.